Messenger RNA from Hipposideros armiger (great roundleaf bat), 1872 nucleotides. It is a transcript of the gene AVPR1A, whose product is annotated as arginine vasopressin receptor 1A. Gene Ontology annotation, molecular function: vasopressin receptor activity; peptide binding. Gene Ontology annotation, cellular component: plasma membrane. Bases 388 to 1653 code for a protein of 421 amino acids. Lineage: Eukaryota; Metazoa; Chordata; Mammalia; Chiroptera; Hipposideridae. The record is from RefSeq and is a predicted model, not a curated record. The transcript has 2 exons. Gene Ontology annotation, biological process: positive regulation of vasoconstriction; regulation of systemic arterial blood pressure by vasopressin; cellular response to hormone stimulus.
AUAAACAACCUCCGGGGGAGGGGGUAAGAAGAUCGGGAAAGUAGGCACGGAGCAGUUUCCAACCACUGGGGCGAAAGGGAGCGCCUUCUGGGGAAACAAACGCUGCCCAAAUCAUUGAGUUCGGAGCCCAAUGUUUACAGAGGUUCGGAGCGCGCCUCCCCAGCUUCGCCUGAGUUGAGGAAGGGUAGACAAGGGAAAGGGGGCGACGGCGGGACCGAGAGCAGCUCAGUCGGCGGGUGGGACGCUGCGCCGGGAGACUCCGGCAGGAGGGAAAGUGGACCCCCGCGAGCGGCGAGUGCGGGGAAGGAGAGAAAGCAUCGGACAAAAAGCCCACGCCAGCGGAGGCGGUAAGGGAGCGAGACUCCGCGGAGACGGAGAAGGCGCUGCAUGGACAGCAUGCGUUUUGCCGGAGUCCCCGAAGCGGGGUCCGCGGGUAACUCCAGCCGGUGGUGGCCUCUGGCCACCAGAGGGGCUAAUGCUAGCCGGGAAACGGAGGCGCUCGGGGAAGGUGGAGGUCCCCAGAGGGACGUGCGCAAUGAGGAGCUGGCCAAACUGGAGAUCGCUGUGCUGGCCGUGACUUUCGUGGUGGCCGUGCUGGGUAACAGUAGUGUCUUGCUGGCGCUGCACCGCACGCCUCGCAAGACGUCCCGUAUGCACCUUUUCAUCCGUCACCUCAGCCUGGCCGACCUGGCCGUCGCUUUUCUCCAGGUGCUGCCGCAGCUGUGCUGGGACAUCACCUACCGUUUCCGAGGACCCGACGGGCUGUGCCGUGUGGUGAAGCACCUGCAGGUGUUCGUCAUGUUUGUGUCGGCUUACAUGCUGGUGGUCAUGACCGCCGACCGCUACAUCGCCGUGUGCCACCCGCUGAAGACGUUGCAGCAGCCGGCGCGCCGCUCGCGCCUCAUGAUCGCUGCUGCCUGGGUGCUCAGCUUUGUGCUGAGCACGCCGCAGUAUUUCGUCUUCUCCAUGGUCGAGGUGAACAACGUCACCAAGGCCUACGACUGCUGGGCCACCUUCAUCCAGCCCUGGGGUUCCCGCGCCUACGUAACCUGGAUGACCGGCAGCAUCUUCGUGGCACCUGUGGUCAUCCUGGGCACCUGCUAUGGCUUCAUCUGCUACCACAUCUGGCGCAACGUCCGCGGGAAAACGGCGUCACGCCAAGGCAAGGGCGCCGAGGGGGCCGGGGGCGCUUUUCACAACGGACUUCUGCUCGAGCCCUGUGUCAGCAGCGUGAAGACCAUUUCCCGCGCCAAGAUCCGCACGGUGAAGAUGACUUUCGUGAUCGUGACGGCUUACAUCGUUUGCUGGGCGCCCUUCUUCAUCAUCCAGAUGUGGUCUGUCUGGGAUGAGAAAUUCGCCUGGAUCGAGUCGGAAAACCCGGCCAUCACCAUCACUGCAUUACUGGCUUCCUUGAAUAGUUGCUGCAACCCCUGGAUAUACAUGUUUUUUAGUGGCCACCUUCUGCAAGACUGUGUCCAAAGUUUCCCAUGCUGCCAAAACAUGAAGCCAACAUUCAAUAAAGAAGAUUCUGACAGUGUGAGCAGAAGACAGACUUCUUACACUAACAACCGAAGCCCGACAAACAGUGUGGGCACUUGGAAGGACUCACCUAAAUCUUCCAAGUCCAUCAAAUUUAUUCCUGUUUCAACCUGAGCCCCUCAUUCAUGCAGCCUGACCUUUGUAACAGACUUUCUGGACUGUUGGCUGAAUCCAGCUAGAAAUCAUGUGAACAAAUGAACUAUAUAUAUGACAUAAGCGUAAAUCAAUUCAUUGGGUACAAGACUGUGUUUCUAGUUGCAUUUUCACAUUGCUAUGACCAAAAGCUAUGAAUUGUUUUAUACAGAAUGUUAAUAAAAACAUACUACACUGAAA